Linum tenue is the source of this 264-nucleotide messenger RNA. The record is from the annotation of a GenBank genome assembly. NCBI's taxonomy places the organism in Eukaryota, Viridiplantae, Streptophyta, Magnoliopsida, Malpighiales, Linaceae.
AUGAAGCACGCCAACGUCAAAGGACUUGUGGCCAGCAUUGUCAUCGGGGUUAUCUACAACAUCAUGGUGAUGAAGCUGGCCCUGAAAACUGGCCUAGUCCCAAAUUUCAACAUUUGUGCUGCCCUGGUUGGCUUUGUGUUUGUCAAGACAUGGACCAUGCUAUUGGCAAAAACUAGGUUUGUCUCCAAACCCUUCAUCAAACAAGAGAACACCUUGAUUCAGACGUGUGUUGUAGCUUGUUAUAGCUUGGCUUUUGCAUGUUAG